Molecule: messenger RNA, 4187 nt
Organism: Tympanuchus pallidicinctus (lesser prairie-chicken)
Lineage: Eukaryota; Metazoa; Chordata; Aves; Galliformes; Phasianidae
Gene: CRK
Product: CRK proto-oncogene, adaptor protein
Exons: 3
Coding region: 49-966 (305 amino acids)
Molecular function (GO): protein binding
Source: RefSeq, a predicted model, not a curated record
CCCGCGGGGCGGGGGCAGCGAGUGCGGCCUGCGGGUGGGGCGGCCCCCAUGGCCGGGCAGUUCGACUCCGAGGACCGGGGGAGCUGGUACUGGGGGCGGCUGAGCCGGGCCGAGGCGGUGUCGCUGCUGCAGGGGCAGCGCCACGGGACCUUCCUGGUGCGCGACUCGGGCACCAUCCCCGGAGACUUCGUGCUCUCGGUGUCUGAGAGCUCCCGCGUCUCGCACUACAUCGUCAACAGCCUGGGGCCGGCGGGAGGCCGGAGGGCCGGCGGCGAGGGCCCUGGGGCCCCGGGGUUGAACCCCACCAGAUUUCGAAUAGGUGACCAGGAGUUUGAUUCUUUGCCAUCUUUACUGGAAUUCUACAAAAUACACUAUUUGGACACUACAACCUUGAUAGAGCCAGUUUCCCGAUCCAGGCAGAAUAGCGGCGUCAUCCUCAGACAGGAGGAAGUUGAAUAUGUGCGAGCUCUCUUUGACUUUAAUGGAAACGAUGACGAAGAUCUUCCGUUUAAGAAAGGAGACAUACUGAAAAUCCGGGAUAAACCUGAAGAGCAAUGGUGGAAUGCAGAAGACAGCGAAGGAAAGAGGGGAAUGAUACCUGUUCCUUACGUCGAGAAGUGUAGACCUUCCUCUGCUUCAGUAUCUACUCUGACUGGAGGUAACCAGGAUAGUUCCCACCCACAACCACUGGGUGGGCCGGAGCCAGGGCCCUAUGCCCAGCCCAGCAUCAACACUCCGCUCCCUAACCUUCAGAAUGGCCCUAUUUAUGCCCGGGUUAUCCAGAAGCGAGUCCCUAAUGCCUACGACAAGACAGCCUUGGCUUUGGAGGUCGGUGAGCUGGUAAAGGUCACAAAGAUUAACAUGAGUGGUCAGUGGGAAGGAGAAUGUAAUGGCAAACGUGGUCACUUUCCAUUCACACAUGUCCGCCUGCUGGAUCAACAGAAUCCUGAUGAGGACUUCAGCUGAGUGUGGCUCAACAGUUGCGCUUGCAGAUGGGAACAAUCUCAACUUGUUUUUAUUGCAGAUGCCAUCCAGACUGUGUUCUGACAGAGGCUGAAAGCGGUAUUGCUUGUAUAAGCAUUCUGAUAACCUGCAAACCCCUGGGACUGAGCACCACCAUUCCUUAAUCAAGGGUCACGUAAUUCAGGGUACGACAGUAGAUAAGUUGUGUGUCAAGUGGCAGAACUAGUACAUGAUUAUAGGUUGUAAUGCCUGCUUAUGUCCAUGUGCACAGCAGACUGGACCUUGCCAGGAGCAUCAGCUGGAGAGAGCAGUAACAGAGACGUUAGGACAGCAUUUACAGCUCUCUCCAGUCCUUUUCUUUAUGUUGCUUCUUCCUCAGGCAAUGAACAUCAACCUUAGACAAUUCAAUGUAUAGAUAGUUUGUUUGGGUUGGUUUUUUAUUCCCCACAAAUUUAUCCUGGAGCUUUCUCCAUUUUAUUUUUUCCAUCCUGAAUUCUCUGUCCUAGAAAUGCUGUGUAGUACUUUGCAUGGUGAGUUAACUAUGCACAGUACAGAUAUUUUAGAGCACACUGGGGACAGCCUUAUGAUUUACAAAUACAUACCAUUUUAAUGGUAAAUGACAGAACAAAUCAACCUCAGAAUUCUGGACGCUGGUGGACACUAGAUUGAUUUAUUCAGUACUGUUGAUGCUUCAGACAUAGCAGCUAAUUUUAAUUUAAAUUUUCUAUUAACACGCCAGUAACUCUUUAUCCACAAAUAGAAGGCUUAUUGAAGUGUAAACGUCCAUACCAGUGCUGAAAAAUAAAUGUGUAAAAGCACUUUAAGGCAUAGCUUUAAAGCAGUGUUUGAUUCACUAAAUGUACUAAAACGUUUACACUGCUUUGAGGAAAAGAUAAAUUCCAUAGGGCCAGUCUAACUAGUGUAGAACUGUUCAAUACCCGUAUGCAUUACAGUACAAAUCAUUGUCAAAAGUGGUGAACUGACAAAGCAAAUACUACUUCUAUUUUGAAAUCACUCUGGGGACUCUUCUGGCUUAAUUCUCAUCUGUAAAAUAUUUGAUAGUGAAUUCAUGAGGAUUUUAUUUUUAAUAAACUAAUGGAAAAUACUUGUGUGCUUCUGGAUUGAUUUUCAAAAGGAGUAAUAGAGUCACUCUGGCUUCAUAGCUCACAAUGCAAAUCAGUGCGUUGGAUAGUUGGUAAUAUGCACUGCUUGUUGGUUUUGUUUGUUGUUUUCUAAGCCUGUUCUUCUAAUUAUCUGGUUUUCUCUAACAUAAAUCAGAAUGGAUUCAGUAAGUUUUGUAAACUGAAAUUAAACACUGAAGUAAUGAACCCUUGUCUGUACCCUGGAUUGCUUUCCAAAUACAGCACUCAAGUGACCAAGCAAACAAAUUCUCUAACUUUGACUAGGUUAUAACCACACAGAACAGCUGUUUCUAAAUAGUAUCAAACUGAAGAUGUUGAUGUGGUUGAUACAAACUGUGCCAGGCUAGAAUGUCUCACUGGCUGUAGAUGCUGUGAGGGCCAGUUUUCCCACUGCAAAUGCCAUUGCUGCAAGGCACCGACCCAGCAGACAGAAUACUGGUAACACUUUACCUCAGAACUGUGUAACAUGCUGGAAACGUUAAUAUUUGUUAUAUUUAAGUACUAGUUGCUUCAGAACUAAUUCAUUAGCAGGUCUAAUUUUCAGGUAACGGGCACCCGAUAAUUCUGUAAAUGAAUGCCAAUGUACAUUAAUUGUACUUUUCUAUCACCAAUCCCUUAAGCAGUACUAAAGAUUAUUAGCAAACUGAUAGUUGUUAUAACAGCAACCCAAGAAUAACAGUAAGGAAGGAAUUGCAGAGCUGUUCCAGCUUGGAUGGUUCUUCUGGGCAGGGUGAUCUGCUGCUCUGAUUGAGAGAUCACUUCUAGCUCUGUACUCAGUCUCCACUGGGGAAACAAAUUCAGAACCUAACUCAAGGGCCAGGAACAAAUUGAUGUAUUUAAGGCUAAGCUGUAUUUUUCCUCUGGUCUUACUGCUUGUUGCCACUGAUUUUUCACUAGCUGCAUUCUAAUGCAGGCGUAACACUGAGUGUAUCACUUGCCCAUAUAUGCUAAUACUUCAGGUUUUACAGAAGCAGCACAACAAACUGUUCUUAGAGUGACGCAGUUUGUUCUGAAGCAUUUUUUUUCCAGUUGCAGUUAAUUGAAGUCCAUACGUUUAUACCUUUCCAGUCAGCAGUUAUUUUAAGAGAGCAAAAUAACUUUUUUUUUUUUCCUGAAAGGAAUUUUAUUAUGCAAACCUUGCCUUUUUAAUACGAAAGACAUAAAUGGAGUUGUUGACUAGCAAAUACCCUGCAAAGUUUGUAGAUGUGUUUUUGUGAAGACUGUAUAAAUUGCAAAUAUUUGUACACUUUGAGAGAGCAAAAAAGAAAGUAGAGGAGUCUUAAUAGCUGCUGUUGCACUAGAAUCUUAAGUUCUUGUCAAGCAGUUUUUCUUAAUCAACCAAUACAUCCAUGCAGCUGUUUUCCACUGUUCAGUUCUAAGCUGAAAUGUGAGUUUUUUUCAUAGGUGAUAGAAAUUAAUGUUUGCGUUUGUGCGAAAUAGACAUUUCAACUUACCGAGCUCUUUUAAAGGAAAAUAGCUAGACCAUGAUCAUGUAGAUUAAAUCCUCUGUGGCCUUUGUUUAUCCUCUUCUGUUUGUUCUCUCCCUCUUCCCAGUGCGUGCAAAGAAUCAUUGCGAAGACAUUGGUCACAAUCUUUUGUCUCUGUCUGGCUGUGGUUUUGCUCUGUUGUGCAUAGGCAGGUGUUAGAACUAGAAUAAUAACUUCUAGAAUACACCGUGAAAGCAGAAUGCUCAAUUACACUGUGUUCUUCUGGUGCAUUUACACAUUCUAUCACACUAAAAGUACAACUGGCUGCUAUGUUUUUUUAAUAUAGAUUUCAUUUUGGUAAACCCCAGCCUUUUUACUAAUAUUUGACCUGGUUAAAUCUUGUUAAUCUGUUUGAAUUGUAUUUGUUAAUAAUGCAAAUAUUUCUAAUCAUCUUAGGAAUAAAACACUUUGUUUUUGUUAAUGGUUUUGGGGAAGGAUUCUAACCAAACCAGUUUGAAGAGAAAUAUGAACAUGUGCCAUUGUAUUAUAACACUAUCCACUUUCUUGACAGUUAAAAGUCUUUUUUUUAAUUAUUUUUUGUAGCAUGUAAUGUAUAUGUUCAUAGUAUGUGAAGUAAAUAAAAGUAUAGCCAGAA